Messenger RNA from Effrenium voratum, 1494 nucleotides. The record is from the annotation of a GenBank genome assembly. NCBI's taxonomy places the organism in Eukaryota, Dinophyceae, Suessiales, Symbiodiniaceae.
AUGACGAUCGACGGCAAGAAUCCGGUUCUUUCCCUUCGGAACAUUCAUAAAUCCUUUGGAUCGAUUGAAGUUCUGCACGGGAUCAAUCUGGACGUUGCAGCCGGAGAAGUCGUGGCGCUUCUUGGCGAAAAUGGCGCUGGAAAAUCUACUUUGUCGAACAUCAUCUCCGGGACGAUCCUUCCAUCGUCAGGCGGGAUGACCUGGCUGGGUGCACCUUACGCACCCGCCACACCGCGUGACGCAAUUGAUGCAGGGGUCGCGAUGAUCCACCAGGAGUUAAUGCUUCUGCCGCACCUGUCGAUUGCAGAGAAUAUCUUUGUCGGCCGAUAUCCCAUGAAGGCGGGUCGGCUUGACCGCGGAGAAAUGGAUCGGCGUGCACAGGCAGGGCUGAAACGCCUCGGUCUUGAAAUUUCCCCGCGCCGUCCUGUGGAAGGACUUUCGACGGCCAGUCAGCAGUUGAUCGAGAUUGCCAAGGCGCUGACGUUGAAUGCGAAACUUCUCAUACUUGACGAGCCGACGGCUGCGCUGGGCAGUGAAGAAACAAAGCUGUUGUUCGAGCAGAUCGAACGAUUGAAAUCGGAAGGUGUCGGGAUCAUCUACAUCUCCCACCGGCUGGAGGAGAUCAAACAGAUUGCCGACCGUAUCGUCGUCAUGCGUGAUGGCGAGAAAGUUCAGGAAUUCGAUUCUGCCGACGUUCCCAUCCGCACCAUAGUUGAGGCGAUGGUCGGGCGGAGCAUGGAGCAGAUGUUCCCGCCACUGGCCAGACCAGAGGACAGCCAGGUCUUGAAAGUGUCGGGCUUGACCUCACCCACCGGCCGAUUCCGGGACGUGAGUUUCUCUGUGCGAAAGGGCGAAAUAUUCGGCAUCGCCGGACUGGUUGGAGCCGGUCGCACGGAGCUCGUUCGUUCCAUAGCCGGCGCGGAUCCCAUUCAGACGGGAACCGUCGAGUUGAACGGGAAAGAUAUAACGCCGAAAUCUCCCGGACAGGCAAUUCGCAACGGCAUUAUACUGGUUCCCGAGGACCGCAAGCUUCAAGGCGUGAUCCUCGAUCAUUCCAUUCAGGAAAACAUCGCCUACUCCAACUUCGAAUCCGUCAGCAAAUCCGGAUGGAUGUUGAACCGGCGGGUGAAAAAAUUCGCGAGCGAAAACAUCAGGAAAUUUGGCGUCAAGGGAAUUGGCAGCCAGAUGGCCAAUGAAAUGUCCGGCGGCAAUCAGCAGAAAAUAGUCAUCGCAAAAUGGCUCGCCCGAAAUCCGGACGUCGUUCUGCUCGACGAGCCGACCCGUGGCAUCGACGUCGGCGCGCGAUCUUCAAUUUAUGAACUGAUCCACGGCCUGGCCGCGCAAGGUGUCGCGGUUGUCGUUGUAAGCUCCGAUCUUGAAGAAGUGCUGGGUGUUUCCAACCGCAUCAUGGUCAUGGCGGCCGGACGGCAGGUGGGGAUCCUCGACCAUUCGGAAGCAAACGACGUUUCCGUCAUGGAACUGGCGACGGCCUAG